AUGCGCCACGCGAACCUUGCAACCCUUGUCUUCAGGGAAGAAUGGUCGAAGUCCCACAUCGCCGUUCAGAAGUGUGCAAAAGAGCCAAAUACGCCAUGGAGCUCCUGCAUAUCGAUGUUGCAGGACCGUUUGAGGAGGGCCUCGACGGCAGCCGUUACUGGCUCACCAUUGUUGAUGACUUUACUGGAUGGAUUGAGAUUGUCCCUAUACCACGACGACAAGGAUACGUCAUUGAGUCCUUGCGGCAUUUUCUCGACCACAAUGAGCGCCCUGAACGCAAAUGCAGGCGAAUCCGCCUUGACCGGAUUCCGGAGCAAGUGGGAGAAGAUAUGA
This is a messenger RNA of Penicillium waksmanii, 333 nucleotides long. RefSeq lists its product as uncharacterized. The transcript has a single exon. The record is from RefSeq and is a predicted model, not a curated record. NCBI's taxonomy places the organism in Eukaryota, Fungi, Ascomycota, Eurotiomycetes, Eurotiales, Aspergillaceae. Bases 1 to 333 code for a protein of 110 amino acids.